CUGUGAUAGUGAAAUAAACUGAAACCCAGCCAAAACAUGGGGGGGGGCACUAGUAGUGAGGCAGGAUCAGCAGUAGCGUCACUAGGGUUGAUGCCAACCCAGUGCGGUAACUCAUGCUGUAACCCCCAAGCAGCCAACCAACCCACAGCUCCAGGGAGUGGGCAGGGCUGGCAGGGUUGUUAGCUAGGCAGGAAAUGGAGGCAAGGUUGGUCACAGACUCCAUUCCUUUGGCAGAAGGAGAGGAGUCCCCAGCCCCUCCAGUGGCCACAGCUGAUGGGCUGCUGGAGGGUGUGUGUGUCUGGGGAAGGUCUAGGGAUGGAAUGGUGAGUGACCAUCCUACUUGGUGUUCACCUUCCUCUGAAGUAUCACCUGAUGUGAUUUUCAUUUCCUGCACCCCUAUAAUGACACCCCUGUGGAGAAGACCUGAGAACCUGAUCUGGAAGCUGGUUCCUCCCUUGGAAGGGGUAGAAUACUAGCUGAGGGACUGCAUUCUUUGCAUCCCCAUGUACCUCCUGAGACUAAAAUGUACUCACAUCAGUGACAACUUGCCCCUUCUUCCACAAACUUUGAAGUCCUCCAGGCUAGACUACUGUAAGACCAUCUCAGCAGGGUUGCCUUUGAUGACUUCCCAGAAAAUGCGGUGAGUUUAUCAGUGACUGUGAGACAGAACUAGUGCUAAAACCAGGACCUUGAAAGUUACUCUGUAAAGGUAAUUUAUGCCUAUUGCUCCUAACAGUGUUUAACAAAUAACCCACUGGUAUUACUCAUUAUACUUUUGACAAGGUAAUUCAGAAUGUUGCCCCAGUCCCACUAAAGAUGCUCUGUAAAAUGAUAUUUGUAAGUAAUGAGAAACCAUUAUAUUUUACUUUUUGAAACUAACGUUAUUAAGCACUCCUUCCCAAAUACCUAAAAUACUUGUAACUCUUUACUUCCAAAUUCUUGUUGGAGCAACAAAAUUGUUCCCCAGUUCAUUUCUGGGAAUUCAAAAUACUGGUCUUAGACUUUAAAGCCCUAACUGACCUGGGCACAGGUUACCUAAGGCCUUCUUUCUUACUUCCCUUCCCUUACACAGAGCUCUUAUGAAACCCUCUGCUCCUAAAACAUAGAAUUUCUUAGCCAUGAUUAGACAGAAGAGGACAACCUUCUCUCUGUGAUUAUACCUGAAGAAGUUCACUCAUUUCCCCUUUAAUCUCCCCAAAACCACUUAAAGUGGUAUGGUUGUUGUUGCUGUCUUAUAGAGGCAAGGAACAAGUGUCGUGUGCUUUGUGUUUGUAUUGGCUAUCUGUAAAACAGGAGUAAAAUCACUCUAGCUCACAAGGCUGAUGCAAGAUAGAUGACAAUAACACUCAAGGAAUGCUGAAUUACACGAUAAACGGUGGUUGAAAGUAAGAUAUCCCCAUGAAGAGGGAAUGAAAGAAAUGUUAAUAAUUCAGCUUAAGAGGACACAUUCCCUUGAUGGUGAGAUCAGAUAGGCCUGUUUGCUCUGUGAACAACAUCCAGGGAGUUAAUCCAUUAGCUCAAGCAACAAAUAAAGUGCUCAGCCCCACCCAGUGCAAGAAGGGCUAGCUAGAAGCAACACUUUUGGCAGAAGGAUGGUUUUAGCCACCACCUACCAGAAUGUUUCUCAAGAACACCAAGAAGCCAAGAAGCAGAUAAGAUCUUGGCCUUCCUAGAAUCUAGUAUCAGUACAGCAUGAUGUCAUCAGAGGUACUGCAUGGGUCCAGAAGCUGGGCUCAUAACAGCUCCCACACAGAGGAAGAGUGCCUGAGAAUUCUCUUGGAUGUACAGGAGAUACGAACCAGCUCGAGAUACAAAUCUCUAAGAAUUCUUCCAGGUUGUUGAGGAAAGCACCAGCUUGGUGGAACAUGGUGAUACUUCCAACUUCCUGGUUAGCAAAUUUCAAGCAUUGUAUGAAGAAUACACUGAAGGGCUGAAUAGAGGAGGCGGAACACAGCCCCAGUCCGGCGCAUUGAACAUUUGGGCUCCACUAAGUCUCUGAACACUGCAAAGCAACGGAACACACUGCCCCGGAGUUUCAGUUUGGACCACGUAAUGGAACGCAAGUAUGACUUUGACCUCAUCUACAUCACUGAACGCAUCAUUUCAGUCUUUUUUCCCCCUGCCUUGGAGGAACAACGUUACCGUAGCAAUCUCCGGGAAGUAGCCCAGAUGCUAAAAUCCAAGCAUGAAGACAAAUACAUGCUCCUGAACUUGUCAGAGAAACGGCAUGACAUCAUCAGGCUAAACCCCAAGGUGCAAGAUUUUGGCUGGCCAGACCUUCAUGCCCCACCACUGGACAAAAUCUGCUCCAUCUGCAAAGCCAUGGAGACCUGGCUAAACUCUGACCCUCAGCAUGUGGUUGUGCUUCACUGCAAGGGCAACAAGGGGAAGACAGGCGUCAUUGUAGCAGCCUAUAUGCACUACAGCAAAAUCUCUGCAAGUGCAGACCAAGCCCUCAGCACUCUGACUAUGCGCAAGUUCUGUGAGGACAAAGUUGCUGCCUCCCUGCAACCUUCCCAAAAGAGGUACAUCCAUUACUUUAGUGGGCUACUCUCAGGCACAAUCAAGAUGAACAGCAAUACACUUUUUCUACAACAUGUCCUGCUCCCAGCUAUCCCUACCUUUGAGGCUGGAGGAGGUUACCAACCUUUCCUGAAGAUCUACCAGUCCAUGCAGCUGGUCUAUACCUCUGGCGUCUACAGCCUCCAUGGCACCGGUGGGACUCAGAAGCUCUGCAUCACCUUGGAGCCAGCAUUGCUUUUGAAAGGGGAUGUCAUGGUGAAAUGUUACCACAAGCAGCUCCAGGGAGCUGAGCGGGAUGUCGUGUUCCGAGUCCAGUUCCACACUUGCACCAUUCACAGCACCCAACUCUGGUUUAGCAAAGAUGAAUUGGAUGAAGCCUGGAGAGAUGAACGGUUUCCCUUUGAAGCAAGUGUGGAGUUUGUGUUCUCUUCCAGUCCAGAGAAAAUCAAAGGCCGAGAAACCUACAGGAAUAAUGCUGCUGUUGCAGUGGAUUACAGCAUCUCUGAUCCUAUAGUGCGCUGGGACUCGUAUGAGAACUUCAAUUUGCACCAUGAAGACAGUCUGGAAGAUGUAUUGCACACUCGGGGCCCUCUGGAUGGAAGCCUCUAUGCCCGGAUCAAGAAGAAAGGUGAUCUCAGCAGCUACUCUUCCACCAAUGGCAGCCCCAGCAGCCCAGAGUCCCCUCCACAACAAGGAGGGCGCCUCUUAUCCAUCAGCAGUGAUUCAGGACACUCUUCUAUGCUGACUGAGAAGGCUGAUGACAACACGCCACCAUCCAGGCCACAGCCUACAGCUGCUGAGAAAGAAGAACUGGACAGGCUCUUGGGUGGAUUUGGCGUCCAGCCUCGACAGCCGAGUGAGGGGAAUGGUUCUCAUACUGUUUCCCCUUCUGCCACUAAGGACAGAGAAACUGCCAUUUUGGAAGAUGAGCUAUCAGACAUAGGUCAGCCAGGAAUCCCCUUUUCCUACCAAACUCAUCGCCCAGGCCUGGCCCGCCAUUGCUCCUGCCAUCUUGGUUACCACUCUCACAGCCCUGAGCGGCCUCACCAUGUGAGCUAUUAUAGACCAGAUGGGACUCUGGAGCGGCGACAUCCAAUCUAUAAUGGUGGGCACUCCCACUCACGACCUGAGAGCUACGAGGAAAAACGGCGAGUGUGUCGCUCCCUUUCUGAGGGCAUACAGACUCAUUCCUAUCCUUUCAGGGAUGAACCAUUGCCCCCCCACAGCCCCAGCCGACGAGAGCACGAAGAGGAGCUGCUAAUCUUGGAAGACCCACCCACUUUCCUAUGCCCCUGCCAAGACUGCCAAGAGGCAGCUCGUGAAGAGACAAGGGUGCCCACUGCCUCCUUCUACAGCCUCCGUCUGGACCAGGAGCCUGACCUGUGGGGAGUGGAGAACACAAGGCCACCACUACUUCAUCAUCCCCUUCACCGAGGUGGACAGCGUGUGCCACUUCUAAUGCCAGCCACCUAUGGGCACCACCACCACCAUCACAUGUCCCAUGGGCAACAUCAGGCUUUUAACUUUGAGCCCAAGAUGAUGGCAGCACAUCUCAACCAUGGCUACCCAACCCACCAGAGGUUGAAGUUGACAGAAGAGGAAGCUGAGGCAUUUGCAUACCCUCGCUACAGCCCAGCCUACCCACCUCCAGUACCAUCUUACACCUACAGCAGAGCCCCAGUCAAGACCUGUGUUUCCCCUUAUGCCUCAGGCUACUCAGGAUCUCCUCACUCAGGCUCCACUUCACCAACCAGCCCUCUGUAUCCACCAACCAGGAAGCAUGGCUAUGAGCCCCCAGAGAGCAGUGAUGGAUAUAUACUCCCAAUGCCAACUGAAAGACCACGGGAUCUGCAAGACUGCAGGGAGGCCAUGCCCUGGCAGGAGGCUCCCAGCUCCUUGCAGCAACAUCGGCAGGAGAUACGUGCUGCUUGCCCAGACGUGUCUGGCUCUCCCAUGCACACCAGCAGCCCAGUAUUCAGUGGUGACAGCCCUGGAAUUCGUAAGCACAGCAACAAGGCAGCCAGCUCCCCUGAAAACAUGCACCAGUCAAGCCCUGAAGACCUGGCUACCCCUAGCUGGAAAAGAGGACCAGAGGUGAUGGCUUCUUCGUUGAAUAGCCCCACGCAGACUCUGUCACCGAUGCAGGCCUUCACACACCUGCCCACCUUAAGGCCGCAAGCCAAUGGAACAUCACCCCUGAAGCUGGGCCUCCAGUCCCCCCAGUUGUGCUCCCGAGCAACUUGUGCAUCCAGCUCAUCACAGCUUGCUACUUCGCCCACAGCUAAACACGGCUUCUUCUCAGAGGGCCACCCACACCACAAUGGUUCAGAGAUACCAAGCUCCUGCACCACAACACCUUCCUGUGCAUCAUCUGCUGAAGAUCACUUGGGACACCAGCUCAGUCCUGCCAUGGAGAGAGAGGUCCAAAAGAGCAGCUCAGGGCUUCCUUGCCACAGCCAGCCCCCUCCCAACUGCAGGACUGUGCCCAGCAUGCCAUCUUCACCUCAGGUUCCUACGGUCUAUAAUGGGCGCCCCCAUGGAGAGAGAGCCGAAUCUGAGAUGAGCAACUUUCUUCAUUGCCCCAGCGGCAACUCCUCGCUCGGGCCCUGCUCAGUCAGCAUCCAGUCAUCAUCCCUUAGCUAUGGUUUUGCUGACAUGCAGGGUUCACCCACCCCAGCCUUCCCCAUUGCAACAGCCUACUACACGGGGGCAGAGAGCAGGCCCUCUAGCCGGGAGCAACUCUGUGAACCACAGCAACCUCCACUGCCAGAGAAACAUCAUGUCCUGGCAACCAGACACUGGGAGAGGAGCUCACCGCCAGGCCGUAGCCCUGGCUCUGCUCACCAUGUCACCUUUGCACCUGGAGUACCUGAUGGCAGCACACCUGGCUCAGAUCCCCCACAGCAAGAGAACCAAGUCAGUGUCAAAUUUGUCCAAGACACAUCCAAGUUCUGGUACAAGCCUAAUUUGUCCCGGGAUCAAGCUAUUGCUCUCCUGAAGGACAAGGAGCCAGGCACCUUCCUUAUUCGGGACAGCAACUCCUUCCAGGGGGCUUAUGGUCUGGCUCUGAAAGUAGCAACACCUCCACCCAACAGCAUAAACCAUUCCACCAAAGGAGACCCGGCUGAGCAGCUGGUUCGCCACUUCCUGAUUGAGACCGGACCCAAGGGAGUGAAGAUAAAGGGCUGUAACAAUGAACCCUAUUUUGGCAGCUUGCCAGCUCUGGUCUCCCAGCAUUCCAUCACCCCUAUCUCCUUGCCUUGCCGUCUCCGCAUCCCAAGCAAAGAUCUUGUUGAGGAAAGCCCAGAGCUGGCUGUUCCCACCAAUAUGAGCACAGCUGCUGAUCUGCUGAAGCAGGGAGCAGCCUGCAGCGUGCUUUACCUGAGCUCUGUGGAAACAGAGUCCUUGACAGGUCCACAGGCUGUGGCCAAGGCGACCACCAGCACCCUGAGCACCACUCCCCGUCCUUCCGCCUGCGUUGUGCAUUUCAAAGUGUCGGCCCAGGGCAUCACACUCACAGACAAUCAGAGAAAAUUGUUUUUCCGGCGUCAUUAUCCUGUCAAUAGUGUUACCUUCUGCAGCACAGAUCCUCAGGACCGCAGGUGGGCUAACCCAGAUGGCACCACAUCCAAGAUCUUUGGUUUUGUGGCCAAGAAGCAAGGCAGCCCAUGUGAGAAUGUGUGCCACCUCUUUGCUGAGCUAGACCCUGAGCAACCGGCAUCAGCCAUUGUCAAUUUCAUCACUAAAGUUAUGUUGGGGACUCACCGGAGAUGAAGGCUGCCAAGAUUUUCCACCUGACCAUCCCUUCCUCUCCAGCUUGACCACUGCUCUUUUGUCACCCACAGUGUGAUGCAGAAUCUCCUGCAGAGUGAGGAGAAGCCAUUUUGGAACAAAUUGGUAGGCCUAGGCAGAGCCGCUCCUAGGAGUUUUCUUUUCCCCUCACACAUACACCCCACACACACACCCUUUUACAGCAAAAGAGCAUCAUCUAGUGCUAACUCAUGCUAUCUGAUGUGGAGGACUGACAGUUAUUCUUGUCCAAUGUGCCAAGGACCAGUAACGCAUUUAUGCCCAUUGGCUACACUUGUUUCUUUCCUUCCUGAAAACUCACCAGAGACUGGCAGCCAGUGGUUUGAGGACCAGUACUGGACCAUGCAUCACCACUUUGAAUAGCACUCAUCCAGUGAGAAAGGAUGCUGAGGUAGUAUCUGUUUCACUCUCCAGAACUAUACCCAUGUCCGGAAAUAGAGGUUAAAUUACUCUUAACACUUUCUUGCUACCAGAUAGAACACCCAUGAGUGAGGAGAAGGCUGCACAGCCUCAUACAUACCUGACUGAUCUUUAUAUAAGCAUAGCUCUGCAGCUCAGUCCAGUGAAUUAAAAGAAAUUUGGAAGUAAUGACUAUCUGAAAAAGUCUGUGUUCACCCAGGGGGCACAGUCAGGGUAGAAGAGAAGGUUAGAAUGAUUCUGGAUAGGCCAAAGGUAGUACUGGUCUGCUCUGGUAUCAAAAACAGUUCUGGAAAUGCUGUGCACUGCUUCUCCAAAGCUUUUGUGUGCAGUGUGUUAUCAGGUUUAAUGUGUCCCUCUUUUGGAAAAGUAAGGAAAUGACCCUAAUAGUUGAAAAAAAUAACCACAAAAUGUCACUCAAAAGCAUUUUAGUAUCUCCACAAAAUCCUGAGGAAGUCAUAUGUAAAUGUUACUUUACAUAGCCAAAAUAACAAAUUUACCACCUGUUACACUAUUUUUGCAAAAGGUAUGUUGCCAUAUCCUUGUUACUCCUUAAACCCAACAUGUUACAGUUGGGUGGGGGGUUAACUGGAUGAAAGGACAUUGGAUGGGUGGGAAUCAGUACCAGAGAAGCUUGGUGCCUUCCCAAUUCCCUCCCUGAACACAUGCACAGAAUACAGCACCCAGAGUUCCCAGUCGUAGACAUGAAGACCAGUCCACUCAGGCAGGGAACACACAUUUGGCUCAUCAACUCUCUGUGUCUCUCACCAAUGAGGCAAAUAUUCAACAUAAAAAGCAAUGAUGGAUGCAUUACAAAUUCAGGCUAUACAGUACUGUACUUAUAUAACCUAGUCUUGGGUAUCUGGGACAUUUAAAUAUUUAUUUUGCCCUCUCUUUCUCUCCUUUUUAUUCUUUGCUGGACCAAGCAAUUUCUUGGGCCUGACAGUCCUACUUACUAAUACCUAUUGGCUCCAAUGCCUGAGUUUGAUUUCCAUUACUUUCCUAAUGCUCCUCUGCCAGCUGAUUCAGCAGGCAAAAACUUUGGCUUCUGGUAAAUAACUGUGCACCUAUUUCUUGUUCAGGGCUGUUCCUUGCAAAACUCCCUCAAGUUUGAUAUGACUGUUGCAACCUCCUGUCAUGGAGUAACAAUGUUUGGAUCAAUUCAGACCUCUGAUUUGUUUCUUGAAUGGAAUAAUUGACUUGAACAACAGAAGAAGACUUGGAUGCAUGAGGGCUUUUUUCUCAUCUCUUGGAUCCUGACAGUUAAGCUAUGAUUUAAUCAUUAUUGCAUUAGGUAGUAUUCAAAGUGCAAUGGAAAACAUACAAGGCCUUGUUAACAGUCCAAGACAUUUGGCAAUCUGAAAAUGGAUUUUUAAAACUCCAUUUGAGGAGGAGAGGGUGGCCGGAGGUACUGAGGUAGAAGAAAUAUUUGUAGUGCAAAUGAACUCUGGCCAGUGUAAAUUUUGCAUUCGCAAACCUGAUUGAAGAAAGAAGCAAUCAAGCUUUGCCUAUGAAAAUAUCCCACUUGUGGGUAAAAGAUAGCCAUGAUCUACUUGGCGUCCAUUGAAAGGAAAAGCCCAGUUUGAAUAGCUACAGCGGAACACUGAAAGGUGUCGACUUUCUUGUCAACUAUGAAUAGGAGGCAUGCUGGUCAUUCAGUUCUGUAAUGGAGCAGCACUUGUGGAGUUAGGCAACUGUAUGUGAUAAAGGGAUAGAGAGUGGGGCAGUGAGAAACGGAAGUAAUGCUUGAGGUAAGGCAUUUGCUGCUGAGUUCAAGGCCUUACGGAAGUGUCUGAGAAUGGAGCCUUGAGUCAGCAAAGUGUGCCAAAAAAGGGGUGGGCAAUCCAAAGUUUUAAGCUUGUAUGCAGAACUCGGCCUAAUUUCUAAUUUCAAAAUCCUUUGAAAACAGUUACCAUGUAUACUUGACUAUAAGUUGACCUCAUGUAUAAGUCAAAGGCAAGUUUUGGGGUCAGAAUUAUGGAUUUUGAUAUGACCCAUGGAUAAGUCAACUGUAAAAUCUAGGUGCAUGUAAGAAAGGAUCUAAAGGAUGAAGCUAAGGAAAAUAAUGCCAAAGAAAAAUCCAGCAAGCAUAACUGUUUAUGCUCACCCAAAAGGCUAGAUGGAGGGGAGACUAGAAUAGGGUCAGUUUUUCCAGGACAGAUUACACUCUUGCCUUUCACCAGUGGCUGUUUCCUUUAUUAAUAAGAGUUAAAGUACAGCACUUACAUUGACCCGUGGAUAAGUCAACUCGGGUUUUUGGGUGAAUUUUUUGACUAAAAUUUCUAGACUUAUACAUGAGUACGUGAAGGUUUUCUCAAGUAAUGUUGUGUGCCACCCAGCCUCAUUUCAUUCACACUUCUUUCUGGAGGAGCUUCCUAUCCCUACCAGUGACUGCAAAAGCUCAGCCUUCAGGAACCUGAUGCCUGCUAAUAUGCCAACAUAUUUGGUAGACACCAACUUGUGAAAGGCUGCACAACUUCCUGUAUCCAUCUAUCUUUAGCACUGGCACAGAGAAAGUAAUGGCUGUAGGAAAAAGGGAGAAGGGGGCGAAUAGCUUUGAUCCUGCCCACCACCAUGAUUAUGGAAGAGUUGUAUCUGUAAGGAGAAAAUGGUUGCCCACCAUCUUGGCAUAGAGACUUGGAACUGGGUUCAGUUCAAAAUCAAGCAACUCUUUUAACUACCCAGUAACUUGCAACUUUGGUCUCUGUUGAGUGGCUUCAAUGUAACAGCAGUUUUCAUUUUGCCUUCCGUUAGUGUUAUGAUUCCCUUACCACUGAUUAGUGGAUCUGGAGCUCAAGCAACUUCCAGCUCAAAAUAUUUUACUUGUGUUGCCAUAAUGGUUCCUGAAGAAAUUGAAAAGUUUUGCCUGAAUGACACCUUUUAAAGUUAAUCAAAUUAAUAUAUGCCUACAUGAAUUAGGCCACCAGGAAUCACUUAGCUCAGAUCGGAAAAACACCUUGCCACCAAAGACAGGAGCUCCAAGAGGAAACCUUGAAGAAAUUGUAUUUAAUUCUUCUGAUACGUGUCACUUCUCCAAAGCACUGUACUUCCGCCAAGAUGCUCUCUAUCUCCUUCAGUGCCAAAAUCAUACAUGUGUGGUGUACAAAAAACUUUCCUCAGUUACCUAUUUAGAACUGAGAAGGGUAGGGAAAGUAAACAAUCUGGAAAUAAGACAGUUGUAGAGGGGGACCACCACUGGAGAAAACGAUUUGAGCAUUGUGUCUCCUGGAAUGUCUUCCUGAAGCUGUUUUUUCUUAAAGUUCAGUGCAGAUUGUGUUAAUGUUCAUAUGUAACUUGCAGCAUUAAUCUGGGCAGGACAUUUUUGCUCGCAAACAGAUAUGCUUGGUGAUUCGAAGAUCACACAACUUUUCAAGGAGAGUAUGACCGAAAGAUACAGAAGGCCCACACUCCUUUGCCUUUGAUUACCAAAGAGAAAAAUGUGUUGAAACGCCAAGAUUAAUGGUUACAGAGAAAGGCAGAAAUCUUGGAACUACAAAGGCCCUUCUUUAGCUUUUUUAAUAGUUCAGCCUUAAGACUAGAACCUUGCUGUUCUUAAAAUAAAACUGAGAAUAAUAUGAUGCUGUAUUAAGAGCUGGGACAAUCAGUACCAAUUCCGUGGGCCUUCUAUACCUGCAAUCCAUCGCACAUAAUGUUCAUUAGAGGGAACUGUGGAAAUGAAUGCAAAGAAACACAACAACUGUGCUCGAUGGACUGCCUUUUAGACCUUUGCUGGUGAAGCAGCAAGGGAAGGCCCACAGAUUAAUGGAAGUGGAAGAAAGAGCAGUCAUGGUGGACCAGUGAAAAGGGGGAAGGGGGAUCUGUUCUUAGCCAUUAUUUCUGAGGAAGGGUGGGGAGGGGAGAGCUAGUACAGAGUUCUAUUUUUGUCUACUAAAGAAUUUAUAUAUGAAUGUUAGCGAGAGAUGUCUUGAUAAUAUAUAUCUAUAAGGGGGUUGGGGUGGGAGGUAAGAGGGAGAAAGCAACAGCAGUAAGCUUGGUUAUUUUUAUAUCUGUAUUUUUCUCCUUCAUGUACAAAUGGCAACACAAUUCCUGUCUAUUCAAAAUUAACACACAAGGAAAAAAGAAAACAUC
Molecule: messenger RNA, 10839 nt
Organism: Sceloporus undulatus (fence lizard)
Lineage: Eukaryota; Metazoa; Chordata; Lepidosauria; Squamata; Phrynosomatidae
Gene: TNS2
Product: tensin 2
Exons: 26
Coding region: 2053-6297 (1414 amino acids)
Biological process (GO): peptidyl-tyrosine dephosphorylation
Molecular function (GO): protein binding; protein tyrosine phosphatase activity
Source: RefSeq, a predicted model, not a curated record